Impatiens glandulifera is the source of this 609-nucleotide messenger RNA. RefSeq names its product 60S ribosomal protein L36-2-like. Lineage: Eukaryota; Viridiplantae; Streptophyta; Magnoliopsida; Ericales; Balsaminaceae. The record is from RefSeq and is a predicted model, not a curated record. Gene Ontology annotation, biological process: cytoplasmic translation. The transcript has 4 exons. Bases 119 to 451 code for a protein of 110 amino acids. Gene Ontology annotation, cellular component: ribosome; cytosolic large ribosomal subunit. Gene Ontology annotation, molecular function: structural constituent of ribosome.
AGACAAGUAGGGUUUCUAACUAAAAAAAGGAACUCAUAUAAAGAAAGAAGAAAGGACCGACGGAAAACCCUAUUUGCGGCGGAGAACUCAGAAGCAGAAUCCAGAAGAUACCUAGGUCAUGGCUCCUAAACAGCCAAACACAGGCCUCUUUGUGGGGUUGAACAAAGGGCAUAUAGUUACCAAGAAAGAGUUGGCUCCACGCCCAUCUGAUAGGAAAGGCAAAAGUACGAAAAGGGUUCAAUUUGUGAGAUCAUUGAUUAGAGAAGUGGCUGGCUUUGCACCUUAUGAGAAGAGAAUUACUGAACUUCUAAAGGUUGGAAAGGAUAAGCGUGCUCUGAAAGUGGCCAAGAGAAAGUUGGGCACACACAAGAGGGCGAAGAGGAAGCGUGAGGAGAUGUCUAGCGUUCUCCGUAAGAUGAGGUCUGCUGGAGGUGGUGAAAAGAAGAAGUGAUUUGGCAUUCCUUCUUUCAUUUAAUGUUUUCAAAAGUUUUUGAAUCUUCAUCAUGUAUGCCUUCUUCCCAUGUAUAAGACAAAUCUUUAAUAUUGUUUCUUCUUUAUGUAGACUUUUAUCGGCACUAAUAUUAUGAUUUAGUAGUGAGCUUUCUGGAA